Nerophis lumbriciformis (worm pipefish) is the source of this 1323-nucleotide messenger RNA. Lineage: Eukaryota; Metazoa; Chordata; Actinopteri; Syngnathiformes; Syngnathidae. The record is from RefSeq and is a predicted model, not a curated record.
AUGCGACCAUGGGAAGUAGCAGUAAAUAGGCUGCCCCCAACAGCCCCCUUGAAUCCAAGGAGGUUUCUUGGAGAGCCCUGUAACGCCCCAGUGCAUCUCAGGAGAAGCCCACCAGUGAGACGCCAGUGGGGCCUCCGAGACAGGCCUGUGCUGCACACUUCUCUGGUCCAGGAUGAGAAUCUCCACCAUCUGCUUUUCGCCCAUCAUCACCAACAGGUUCCUUUAGAUGAAUCCAGACAAUAUAGCCACACCAGCACACCACCACGCAUGCUUCACCCUGCGGCCCACCUGCCCCAGCAGAACCCCAUCAUGGUGGAUCUACACGAGCAGAUGCCCCAGGGAUCUGUUCCAAUAUCAUACACUGUUACGACGGUGACGACACACGGAUUUCCCAUCCACACUGGGCAGCCUUUACCGGGGUGCAACACUCAACAGCUCCCAGCAUGCUCGGUAAUGUUCAGCGGACAGCUCUCUCUGCUCUGCUGCCUUCCUCCUCCUCUCAUUCAGGCAUGUACCAUGCAGCAUCUGCCGGUGUCUUACCAAGCCUUCCCACCCCUGAUUUCCAGCGAACAUUUUGUAUUGCACCCUACCCCAUCUGUACCUCCCCACCAGCCGCCGCACCUUACUCCUCUGAGCCAGUUUGUCCCUUUACAGCCUCAGCACCCACGCAUGCCUCUACAGAGGGUAGAAAAUGAAGUUGACCUAAGAGGUGACCAGCACCCAUUAGGAAGCUUCACCUACCCUCCGUCACAUCACCCACCAGCGCUGCCUCCUUCUCUGCCCAUACAGUAUCUUCCUCAAGAGCCUCUGCAUCAGGAGCUUCCUUUCGGAGUGCCAUAUCCCCACAUGCUGCCCCGGCGAGCAAGUGGGCAGAGAUACCGGCUACAGCAGCCUCUCCCUCCUCCCCCGCCUCCUCCAUCCUACUACCCAGGCUUCCUCCCGUACUUCCUCUCAAUGCUUCCUGUGCCUCCAACAGCAGUGGGCCCAGCCAUCAGUCUCGACUUAGAUGUGGAUGAUGUGGAAAUGGAAAAUUAUGAGGCUUUAUUGAAUCUGGCAGAGAGGCUGGGAGAGGCGAAACCACGCGGGCUUACCAAAGCCGACAUUGAGCAACUUCCAUCCUACAGGUUUAGCUCAGAGAAUCAUCUAUCGGAGCAAACGCUGUGUGUUGUGUGCUUUAGCGACUUUGAGUGUAGGCAGCUACUUCGGGUGUUACCCUGCAACCACGAAUUCCACGCCAAAUGUGUGGAUAAAUGGUUAAAGACCAACCGCACUUGCCCCAUCUGCCGAGCUGACGCGUCAGACGUCCACCGAGAGGCGGAGUGA